Molecule: messenger RNA, 3570 nt
Organism: Beauveria bassiana ARSEF 2860
Lineage: Eukaryota; Fungi; Ascomycota; Sordariomycetes; Hypocreales; Cordycipitaceae
Product: HECT-domain-containing protein
Exons: 2
Coding region: 1-3570 (1189 amino acids)
Biological process (GO): protein polyubiquitination
Molecular function (GO): ubiquitin protein ligase activity
Source: RefSeq, a predicted model, not a curated record
AUGGCCCACCGAGUUCCCGAUAUUGGCCCUCACCAAUCCCAGGUUGACUCGUCUGGUCGCGUGCCCGGGCCCAGAGGAGGACCUACAGACUCCCCAAGUAGUAAUGCGGAUUGGAGGCGUGGUCAGCACUCUACCUUUACUGCUCCUGAUCGCCCACCACCCGUACCGCCCAAACCGACUCAAACAAGGCACAGUCGGUCCAUGAGCCAUCCGUUCCCUUCAAUGGCCAACGCCGCUGAAGCCCCAUCGUCGUCAUACUUCGCCCAGGCCAAACUUCCAGAAGAAGGCAGAGAUGGCCGUACAAUGGCCCGUCAAAUGGACACCGGCGCCAGAAAGAUGCGUGGUGUCAGUGGUAGGGACUUUGCAACUGGAAAUUGCAUGACAUGCGGCGGUCUUGUUCGAUGGCCCAACAACCUCACCGUCUUCAAAUGCACGACUUGCGCUACAGUAAACGACUUGGAAAUUUUUGAAGGCCAUGAUGCCCACGGGGGUAGUCGAAGAGAUGGAUCUACUGCGGGACCCAUCCAUAGGAAUGCAGACCUCGGACGAGGUUCGUAUACGACUCCAAUUAGAAAGUUUGUCGAUGCUGAUGCUGUCUUAGGGCCCAUGCAACCUAUUUCGUUACUGCAUACGAAGAGCAUUGUUCGGCGUUGUUUGCAAUCCUAUUUAUACAGGAGAAUCGAAGAGAAUCAAGGCCUGUACGGCAAGGAAGGACUAUCGCAACCUGCUUCAGCACAGCCUCAAACCACUGGCGCAGGCAUAGAGAGCGAAGGAGCAACGCAGCACGACACUAGACGCCGUUUCGGGACACGUUUUCUCAAUGCGCCGGAGGCAAACACAUCUAGUGAUCCCCCCAAGUUUGUCACUAAAUCACAACGAUCUCUUUCCUAUGGGUACUCAGAACAACCCGCGUUCAAUCACCAGCCAGCAGGGCCUAGCCAUUGUGCCGAGCGCGUCAGUCCCGUCCGAUCUCCUUCGCAUGGGCCGCAAACUAUUUUCAAGGCACUAGAAGACUAUAUCAUGGAAUGUUUCAGAUCACCGGACUGCCUUAAUUCCUCCUUCGUGCUUCAUAAUUAUUCAGCUGGCACAGAGCAACAUAUUCGAAGAAAGCCAGUCCCGUCAAGAGAACCAGUUCCCUCGAGAGAACCAGCACCUUCAAAAGAGGCGCGUAUGCCAUCAAGAGAUCGAAGCCGACCUCGUGGAAAUACCGACAGCAAUAUGCCAAUUAGCCAAUUGGAUCCUAAGCUUCUCUUACUUGGAGACGUGGCAGAAAACGGGCUGUGGUGGACUGGCAAUCGUCCACAACCCCCUCCACCAGUACAAAAACCCAAGCAGCCGAGUCAUGCGAGAAGAACUUCUUCAGGAGCGGCGAAGCCUCUGCAAAUGGACUGGACUGAGCUUGACAACUGGUAUCGGACCAUCAUUGGGCCUGCAGAAGGCUGGCACUCCGUCUUUGCGGAAGUUGCGUCGACAAAAUCUGCGCUCGACCUCGAUCUGUCAUCACUGGAGAACGAACUCCUACAGGCCCAGCUUCAUGUUCAUCAGACGCUUCUUAGACACACCGAGAUGCUGUUGAAGCGACCCCGAUAUCCCAUCUUACAGCCAGCUGAUUUGCGAUUUUUGCUAGUCAUACUGGAGAAUCCACUGCUACAUAGCAGUCAACUGCCUUUGGAAGGCUUAGUAUACCGCAAUAGUGCUGGACGCAGACCGCAAGCCAUACACCAAACGACCCAAAAGGACCGGUCAGUAACUAUGCCCUCAUCUGGUCCACUAUCUGGUCAGCAUUCAGGCAUCAUCAAACGAGUCAUUGGCCUCAUCUCAAACUCACCCCCAGUCUGUCACAAUCAUUUGAUCAACUGGUGGAUCAAGUUUGAGAAAGAACGCUACAUGAAAGCAAAGGAUCUAUUUUCUGGCUUUCUUGCAUACAGAAUGCUUAGGCAAAGGAAUAAGAAGCCAGCCAAAACUGCGGAUGAGGACGCGGUGACCUCGUUUCUGAUACCCCAAAUGCGAAGCGGUCAAUCUGAUGCACAAAUUCAUGAUGAAAUUGGAGCACUGAGCUUGUCAAAUAAGUCAAAAAAAUCGACAGAGCCGGAGAAGAUAACAUCUUAUCCGGAAGACUGGCAAGUGAAAGCGACUUCUCGCGUGCUUGCUCUCAUUUUCGCCGCGAACGACCCCAACACUACUCGUGAUGCUCAUCACCACCAUCAAAAAGGUCACAAGCUGCCAAGCAGCGAAUUUUAUGUUUCCAUGGUUGACUAUAUUGACCUCGUCAAAGACUUCGAUACCUGGGAAGCCAAGCAAGGGUUCUUCUCCUUCUGUCAAUAUCCGUUUCUUCUCAGCCUCUGGGCCAAGACGUCGAUACUGGAGUACGACACACGCAGACAGAUGCAAAACAAAGCGAGAGCUGCGCUGAUAGACAGUAUCAUGUCUAACAAAUCUGUACAGCAAUAUUUGACCCUUACUGUUCGCCGCGAAUGCCUUGUCGACGACAGCUUGAUGGCGGUGAGCGAAGUCAUUGGUAGCGGAACAGAUGAUAUCAAAAAAGGUCUUCGAAUCAAAUUUCGGGGUGAAGAAGGCAUUGAUGGCGGCGGUUUGAGGAAGGAGUGGUUUCAAUUGGUCAUUCGAGACGUAUUCAAUCCGGAUUGUGGCAUGUUCCUUUACGAUGAAGAUUCCCAAUUCUGCUAUUUCAACCCCAACUCUCUGGAAUCCACAGAUCAAUACUUUUUAGUGGGAGUGGUUCUGGGCUUGGCAAUCUACAAUUCGACAAUCCUCGACGUGCCCCUUCCACCAUUUGCGUUCAAAAAGCUGCUGGCCGCGGCCCCUGGCCAUGGUAUGAGUUCGCUGGCGCACGCUCCUCCACAUCUCAAGUAUACGCUCGACGAUCUUGCCGAGUAUCGGCCAAGACUUGCUCGAGGGCUCCAGCAGCUGCUUGAAUAUGACGGGGAUGUCGAGUCUACGUUCGCGCUUGACUUUAUGCUCGAAAAUGACAGGUAUGGAUCUUCGUCAACAGUACUUUUGUGCGAAGGCGGCGAGCGUCGACCAGUCACCAAUGCCAAUAAACGAGAGUAUGUGGAUUUAUAUAUCCGCUACGUGCUCGAUGUAUCGGUGCGACGUCAAUUUGAGCCUUUUCGCCGAGGAUUCUACAACGUCUGCGGUGGCAACGCAUUCUCCCUCUUCCGUCCGGAAGAGAUUGAGCUGCUCAUCAGAGGCUCCGAUGAGCCGCUCGAUGUUGAUUCGCUGAGAGCUGUUGCUGAGUAUCAGAAUUGGGAUAAGAAGCAGCCUGAUGGAGUAGAACCAGUCGUUGGCUGGUUCUGGGAGACAUUCAAGCAAGCAGAGCCAGGUGAUCAGCGUCGACUUCUUUCAUUUAUCACCGGCAGUGAUCGGAUACCAGCUACUGGUGCUGCAUCGCUGAGAAUCAAAUUGUCAUGUCUCGGCGAUGACUGUCUUCGGUUUCCAGUCGCAAGGACGUGCUUCAACCAAAUAUCUUUAUGGCGUUAUCGUACACGAGAGAAGCUUGAAUAUGUUCUUUGGCGAGCCGUGAAAGAAAGCGAGGGUUUUGGCCUCAAGUAG